Lodderomyces elongisporus is the source of this 453-nucleotide messenger RNA. RefSeq lists its product as uncharacterized. The coding region runs from base 1 to 453 and encodes 150 amino acids. Lineage: Eukaryota; Fungi; Ascomycota; Pichiomycetes; Serinales; Debaryomycetaceae. The transcript has a single exon. The record is from RefSeq and is a predicted model, not a curated record.
AUGUUGAGAUCGAUGUUUGGCCCAUGGAAGCAUAGUCGAGAGUUCCGCCGUUUGAUGGUUACUGAACUCCGUCCACUCUUUCCACUUCAGUCACUUAAUUCUAUUGGCUCUGUGCGCCCACCAGUGCUGGCGCAAAUCAGGAAUUUUUCUGAACUGAGCCCAUCAUUCAAUGAUAAAACCGACCAUUCCAACCAGUCAAAGUUUGAGACCGCUAAACAGUUUUGGAAAAAUGCACAUGAAGAUGACUCCAAAGAGUCAAAGUUGGUUUUGAAGUAUUUGAGAAAAGGUGGUGCCAUUUCAAUCCUAGUUGUGUUUGCUUCCAUUGGCUUAGCAGUAUAUCAAGCAAACUCGAACCAGGAUGAGGGCAAGCAAGAUAUACUUGAGGAAAUGGAAAUUCAAGAGUAUAUGCCUAAAUUGAGCGAAGAUAUUCGAUACAAAAAGACUGGAGUAUAG